This is a messenger RNA of Eutrema salsugineum, 1408 nucleotides long. RefSeq names its product putative pentatricopeptide repeat-containing protein At1g74400. Gene Ontology annotation, molecular function: protein binding; RNA binding. The coding region runs from base 14 to 1408 and encodes 464 amino acids. The record is from RefSeq and is a predicted model, not a curated record. Gene Ontology annotation, biological process: RNA modification. The transcript has a single exon. NCBI's taxonomy places the organism in Eukaryota, Viridiplantae, Streptophyta, Magnoliopsida, Brassicales, Brassicaceae.
CAGACCCGACUGUAUGUUGCGUCAUUUUUUGUCUGUGAAGCCUCUUGGAUUGAUCAACAAAUCAGAUUCCUUUUUUCUACAUUAUUAUCAUACGAAAUCGCUUAAAUCUAACCACACCUUGAAGCAUCAUCUUGAAUCAGGGGAGCCAAUCAAAGCACUCUUGAAUUUUCGGCAUCGAUUCAGAGAAAGUCCUAGUUUCAUAGACAGUUUCUCUGUCUUGUUUGCCAUCAAAGCUUCAUCAGCUCAGAAAGCUCCCUCAUUUGUGGGCAAACAGAUCCACGCUCUUGUAAGAAAACUAGGGCUCCAUAGUAUAAUCCAAAUCCAAACAUCCCUUAUCGGGUUUUACUCUGCGGCAGGUGAUCUCGCUGAUGCACGCCAAGUGUUUGACGAAACGCCUGAGAAACAAAACGUCGUCUUGUGGACGGCUAUGAUAGCUGCUUACACUGAGAACGAGAACCAUGUGGAAGCCAUUGAGCUCUUUAAACGAAUGGAAGCAGAAAAGACCGAACUUGAUGAAGUUAUUGUGACUGUGGCUUUAUCGGCUUGUGCUGGUCUCGGGGCGGUGCAGAUGGGAGAACAGAUUUACUCACGCAGCAUCAAGAGAAAACGGAGGUUGGCUAUGGAUUUAACUCUCAGAAACUCGCUUCUUAACAUGUACGUAAAAUCUGGGGAUAUUGAGAAAGCGAGGAAACUCUUUGAUGGAACUUUGAGAAAAGAUGUGACUACUUACACAUCUAUGAUCGUCGGGUAUGCUUUGAACGGUCAAGCUCAAGAAUCUUUAGAACUCUUCAAGAAAAUGAAGACGAUUGGUCAGAGUCAAGAUUCAUCGGUUACUCCAAAUGAUGUAACUUUCAUCGGCGUCUUGAUGGCUUGUAGUCACGGUGGUCUAGUGGAAGAAGGAAAACGACAUUUCAGGAGCAUGGUCGAGGACUACAAUCUGAAACCUAGAGAUGCUCAUUUCGGAUGUAUGGUCGAUUUGUUUUGUCGUUCAGGUCGCUUGAAGGAUGCUCACGAGUUCAUAAAUCAGAUGCCGGUAAAGCCAAACGCUGUGAUUUGGAGAACACUGCUUAGCGCUUGCAGUCUUUAUGGGAAUGUUGAGCUCGCGGAAGAAGUUCAGGGACGGAUAUUUGAGUUAGAUGAUGAUCAUGUCGGAGAUUAUGUUGCGUUGUCGAAUAUUUACGCUUCGAAAGGAAUGUGGGAUGAAAAAUUGAAGAUGAGAGAUCGUGUGAGGAAGAGAAGACUGCCUGGAAAAAGCUGGAUUGAGGUAGGAAGCAUUAUCGCUGAGUUUGUUUCAGGGGAUGAUGAUGAGAAGCUAAUGAUGGGAGAGAUUAGUGAAGUUUUGAGGUCUUUGGUUGCUUGUAUGACAGGUUAUGAUUAUGUGGUGGGGAAUUUGAACUCCAGUUAUUGA